GUGAUGACGUCACGGGGAGGGUCACGUGGGGGCGGCGGCGGCGCGAGCGGCGCGCGGGGAGCGGCGCUGUCGCUGCUGCUGCUGCCGGCGCUGGGCCGGAGAGCCCCGCCCAUGGCCACGCCCACCCUGGGGACAGCGGGGGACACGCGCGGGAACAGCACCGGGGGUGACACCAGAGGGGACACCGGGGGUGACUCCGGGGGCGGCCCCGGCAGCGUCUCGGCCGCGUUCGUCACCUGCCCCAACCUGAGCGUGGCCACCGAGCUGGCGAGGGCUCUGGUCCAGCACCGUUUGGCCGCCUGCGUGAACAUCGUGCCCGGGGUCACCUCGGUCUACACGUGGCAGGGGAAGCUGGAGGAGGACAGCGAGGUGCUGCUGAUGAUCAAGACUCGCAGCUCCCGGGUGCCGGCGCUCAGCGACUUCGUGCGGUCCCGUCACCCCUACGAGGUGCCCGAGGUGGUGGCGCUGCCGGUGGCUCAGGGGAACCCCCCGUACCUGCGCUGGGUGCUGGAGGCCGUGCCUGAACCCCAGCCGUGCCCCCCGAAAUCCUGA
Oenanthe melanoleuca is the source of this 552-nucleotide messenger RNA. Its product is annotated as protein CutA homolog. The record is from RefSeq and is a predicted model, not a curated record. The transcript is spliced from 8 exons. NCBI's taxonomy places the organism in Eukaryota, Metazoa, Chordata, Aves, Passeriformes, Muscicapidae. Gene Ontology annotation, molecular function: copper ion binding. The coding region runs from base 4 to 552 and encodes 182 amino acids. Gene Ontology annotation, biological process: response to metal ion.